CCACCACCCUGCCUCGUCCGAUGGGAACGUCGCAAUUUCAGUCAUUUACACCGAUUGCUCCUUCCCACAGGUGAAGUAGAGUCCUGUGAGCUCUUUGUAUUUUUGCACAUUUUCUGUAGAUGAAUGACAUGCAGAACUGAUCUUGCUCCACGACAAAACUAAUAGUAUUUUUCUUUUCUUUUAUAUUCUGCAUGACAGCAGAAGCAAACUACAUCUAAGUAAACGCUUCUAGUUAGGACUAAAAAUACAUUUGUAUAUCGGAAUCAGUGGCAUUAGUCACUCUAAUUGCAUUACAGAUCUAGGUGUUUAGCUAGAAAUUAAAAAAGCCACAGUUACGUUUUAGCUGUCAGUUAGGUAUCGGUGAUUGUAGACGUUAUGGUAUAGUCUAAAGCUCCCAGCACUAUUGAGGGCUCCACACCCGACUACUAGACUUAUCUGUAUCAUCUCUCAGAGAGUUCCCGAGCAACUGAAAUAUACUCUGUAGGAUGUACAGGUUUUCAUUUUAAUAAUAACAACUUUAAAUUAUUUCCUAAAUUUUUGGAAUAAGCCAUAAGCCUUUAGGCAAAUGGAUAUUUUUAAAUCACCUGUAGUAAAGUGCAGACAACAUAGUUUUAGCAGUGCAUUAUAACAGAAAUUUCACUGUGAGAAUGAAAUGUGUUGUAGUUGUCACAGUCCCCUGGUAACCAUAUGGGUGUUACAGGGAAAUGCAGAAGCCACACCUCUGUUGUCACCUAAAGUAAAAACAUUUAGACAAAGUUUUCUUGACCCCUUCCUAUACCUUUACAGCACAAAGAGGGAAUAUCCUUUUGAAUAUUUUUUGAAUGAAUAAAAAUGUCUGAAUGUGUAUUUAAGCAGACAUUUUUUUCUUGUAUGUGAAAAAGAUACUGAUAGCGCUGACUGAAGUGAAACAAACCCUGGUCCUGCAUAUACUUUGGAGCACAACCUUACUAUGGCACAAGGUCCCAAUUUGAAUGAAUAGGGUUUGUGAGGCACAGGAGAGCAAGGGAUUUGUAGGUCUGAAUUAUUCUUUGCUGUAAGGCAGCUAGAAAUAGUUAGACCUUAUUUUAUGCAUUGUUUAAUUGGGCAUUAACUCCGAGUUCUUUCUGGUGGCUUAAAGCUUAAUUUUGCACAGCCCAUGCUCUGUUGGUCUGUGAUACUGCAGGUAAAUUCAUUGGUUCUCUUGUCAUAAUUUUAACUAUGGAGUAAAAUAUAAUUAACAAAGAAGACCUUAAAUUAGAAAUACUAGUCAUCUCGUGGCCUGGCCUGCAGCUGGUUCCUGCUGCUGACUCUGCACUGCUGGGCCUUCGCGGGGGUUGUGGGUAGGAAGGGAGGAGUUGGGGAUAGAGCCCAGAGCGUGUCCUCAGACAUGUCAGGUAUUUGAGCACCUAAGGAUGGUUUCUGCUGACAUGGGGAAGAAAAACGAGAGAUGUGCAUGGACAAGGAUCCUCUGGAGCUGGUGGGAUUUGCUUGUGCAGCCUCAGGUUCCACAGGUGCUGUUACAGCAUGUGCUGCCUGUGGUUGUGUCUCAGUGAAGACAAACUAAAUGCAUUUCUUCUCUACAGGCAGGUUCAAUGCAGGCAUACCUACAUCAGUGCUUAGUUUGCUGUAAAUGUCAUGCAAAGUGUCAUGUAUCUUAUGCUCUCUCAUAACACAACUGGCUGUUUUAUUAACUGUUGUUUGAAAUAACCCCAGGUAACCUGUAAGUACAUUGUCUUUCCUAGUCAGGUCUUUACUCCCAUUCAAGACCCAUGGUUGCUAUUCUAGAACCGCAAGGUGAGAAUUUGUAGUAUCACUGAAAAAUCAUUACUGAGUGUUUUGUUUGGGAAAAACACGUGAAGUCAUAAAUACAUCAAAAUUGAAUUGAAAGUUACUGAUCCUGAACCCACUGACCAUAAGUCAUGCUGAUGCCGAGGGAGAGUGUGAUCCACAGCUUAGUUAGACUAUAUUGGCUAAUUAGAAAAAAACGCAAGUUUAACUAGGCAGCAACUGCUGUUCCAAGUGGCAUAUACCUUCUCAGGGAUACUCACCUGUUCUGUGAAUAUCGGGCUGUGAAAAAGUAGAAGGAAGAUGAGUCUGCCCACGCUUAGUGCUGGCUCUGUGGUCAGAUCUUUUACAUUUGAGGGGAAGCUAAGUAAGGGAAAGGAGGAUGUGAAUUCCCUGGUUUGCUGUUCCGGUGCGCAAGGUGAGCCCUGGCCCUAAUGCAGCUGCUCUCUGUUCUUUUCCUCCAGGUGUCCAAGUGCUCCGAAGAGAUCAAAAACUACAUUGAGGAGAGGUCGGGUGAGGACCCGCUGGUGAAGGGGAUUCCCGAAGAAAAGAACCCCUUCAAGGAGAAGGGAGGCUGUGUCAUCGCUUAGGAAGACGAGUCCAGCGCCUGCCACCGGAGCAGACACUCUUCUUGUACCUGUAGGGAGUCACUAGCGAGUCCCCAUUGCCGCCGGUCCUUGUUGAACGAGCACAGGAGCGGAUCUCUGGAUUUCUUUCUUUCUUUCUUCCUUUUUUUUUUUUCUCUUUUUCUUACGAAAA
Molecule: messenger RNA, 2523 nt
Organism: Athene cunicularia (burrowing owl)
Lineage: Eukaryota; Metazoa; Chordata; Aves; Strigiformes; Strigidae
Product: guanine nucleotide-binding protein G(I)/G(S)/G(O) subunit gamma-11-like
Exons: 1
Coding region: 2199-2354 (51 amino acids)
Biological process (GO): G protein-coupled receptor signaling pathway
Cellular component (GO): heterotrimeric G-protein complex
Molecular function (GO): G-protein beta-subunit binding
Source: RefSeq, a predicted model, not a curated record